Amphimedon queenslandica is the source of this 1824-nucleotide messenger RNA. RefSeq lists its product as uncharacterized. Lineage: Eukaryota; Metazoa; Porifera; Demospongiae; Haplosclerida; Niphatidae. The record is from RefSeq and is a predicted model, not a curated record. Gene Ontology annotation, biological process: signal transduction. Gene Ontology annotation, molecular function: protein binding. Bases 16 to 1824 code for a protein of 602 amino acids. The transcript is spliced from 8 exons.
AGUCCUACCCUUAAUAUGGCAGCAAAAACCUCAACAAUAACAGAAAGUCAAACACUAGAUAUUGAUGAUCUUGCUGAGUUACUUGAUUUACUAAAGAGGCACGGGUAUUCUGGUACUAGCUACUAUGAUCUUGGUCUGUUUCUGGGUCUGAUCACUCGUACACUUGAUGUUAUUUCCAAAAAUCACAGUGGUGAUGUUAGUGCUGGUCUGAGAGAGUGUUUGAAAGCAUGGCUGCAACAAGCUGAUAAUGUGAAGGAAAAAGGUGUUCCCAGUUAUUAUUCGUUAAUACAAGCAUUGAGGAAACUGGGGGAGAAUGCUGUAGCUGAUGGGAUUGAUAGACAAAAGCAUCCUGCUUGUGCUAUUUUCACUGCACAGUGUGAAUCAAAUGAAUGUAUUGUGGAUGUCCUUCCUCGGCUUGUUAUGUUUCUUGGCAUGGAAAAGAUUAUAAGUGAGAUGUUAGUGCCUACUACUGGAGAAGGACCAGUGCUGCUUGAGGCAAUAAAGAGGUCUAUUUGUUUUGAUUAUCAUAAUCUGGAGAAAUUUGCUACUGUUCUUAUGAGAUUAAAUGCUCAAUCAGUCACAUCAAUAGCACAUUCCUUGCUAAAGGAUUACAGGAAAGCUUUUCCUGAUGAUUAUUUUACAAUUGUUUCUAAGGAGAAUAUAAAUAUUAGUUUGCCCUUAAAACUAACUCCAGAGUUUACAAAGAUACGUACCAUGUUUACUGACCUAAUUGAUGACGUAGCUCAAGCUAUAAAUAAUUCUGUGACAUAUGAAAAUUUAAAAAGAUACGUUGGCCGCAAUAAGGAUUUACGUCCUCAUUUAGCUCAUUGUAAGAAUACUGAUGAAAUUAUAGAGCUGAUUGGUGAUGAAUGUUCACUCAUUAAUGUUGGUUUAUUGGAAGGUAUUGUGGAAAAAUAUGAAGUGAAGGAAGCAGAAUCAUCAAUACAGAAAUAUAAAAAUGAGAUUGAAACUUUCCAUAAAGAAGGACGACCUCUUCGGCAGUUUUUAGACCAGUACUUAGCUCCUGCCUCUCCUCUUCAGUGUGAAACAGCAACCAUUCUUGUUCGUAAAGAAGUAAAGGAUUACGAACUAAGAGAUAUCAACGUUUUGAUGAUUGUUGCCUUUGAAACAUUGGCACCAAAUGUUCGAGUACACGUUAUUAAAGAAGGCAACUCCUUCACCAUCACUUGCUCCUUUCUUGUCCUUCUCUCUGAGUCACUUAUUGCUACUGCACUUGAUAAUAUUGACUCACUCAUUGAGAGAGGAGUAAAGAAACUAACCAUUGGAUACAGUACUGUAUAUGAUCAUGAUAAGCUAUUUCAGCAUGAAGAAGCAGCAACUUCUAAAAAAUAUAUCAUGAAUUCUGAAAUGAAACAGCAGUUGUAUGCAUCAGUUUACAGCAGUCAAGGUACAAUGGAGCAGUUACUAAUAUCAAGGACCAUACAACUACUGAAUAGUGAAGAGGAACUGGCUAGUGUUCAACAACUGAAAGAGAAGAAUGAGAAACUGGAGGCUAAAGUUAAAGUAUCAUCAGGAAUGAAGUGGGAGGUAGAUCAAUUAAGAACAAGAGAGAAGGAGAAUGUUGAAGAGCUUAAAAUGUUACAAGAGAAAAUUUCUAUGCAAGGUGUGGAAAUAUUAGAGAAAAAAGACCAACAGAAACAGCUGCAGAAGUCUUUGGAAGAAAAAGAAAAGGAAAUGAAAGCUGAGCUACAGAAAAUAGAUGGAUUAUUUUACAGUUUCUUGCAAGAGAAGGACACUGAGUUACAGGAAGUCAUUCAAAUGCAGCUGGUUAAUGACACUCAACAUUUACAAGGUAUAGAAUAG